Molecule: messenger RNA, 2809 nt
Organism: Monopterus albus (swamp eel)
Lineage: Eukaryota; Metazoa; Chordata; Actinopteri; Synbranchiformes; Synbranchidae
Gene: omgb
Product: oligodendrocyte myelin glycoprotein b
Exons: 2
Coding region: 742-1941 (399 amino acids)
Biological process (GO): neuron projection regeneration
Molecular function (GO): protein binding
Source: RefSeq, a predicted model, not a curated record
UAAUCUGCUUUUACCUUUUCUUCCUUAAAGAAUAAGAACAGACUGCAGGGAAUGAUUAAAGCGUGUGGUAAAGACUACAACAACAACCUCUCUGACCUGCACAAGGCUCUGACUCUUAGGAAGGCCAGGUCAAGUUUUGAUGCUUCUAUUUGGGUGCAGAUUUGACCUGCUUAAGUGUAGAACUAACAGAUUAAUAAAUUCUACAGUUUCACUGGCUUUUUGCCUUCUAAAUGCUUCAUUAUAACCAUAAGUAUGUGCUGUGUUGUUUGUUUCUGCUUGUGUAUGUUGAUGUGUACUGCGGCCUGUACAACAAAUUGCUCCCUGGGGAUAAUAAAGUUACCUGUGACCUUUGAAUGACCAGUAAUUUAUACUGACAUAGCCACAGUGCUAAGAAAAAAGCAAUCUGAUCAUAUGCUUUAAACUUUGUAUUUCCCCAAGUUUGAACUGGCUAGACAACAAGAAUGAGGAUACUGGCUAUUUGGCAAUUCUGAACUCACUUGUUAAUAUAGACACAUGGAAUACAUACCUACAAGUAAUCCAGUUUCACAAAAUAUCAAAACAGGACCCUACACUAAGAACAGGGCAGACUUUGAAUUAACCAUUAUUUACAACAAAUCAAGCUCAUUCCAUAUGAACCAGUGAGAACAAGUUUUCUAUCAUGUUCCUCCUUUUCAUACAAAUUGCCUCAAGAAGUAUAACCUUCUAUGUAACACCUCACUCUGAUUCUGUAGAACCCUGACCAUGCCUGCCUGCUCUGCCUCUCUGCUCUGCCUACACCUGCUGCUGCUGUGUGGGUUACUGGGAGGCUGGGUGCUGUCUAUCUGCCCCUCUGUGUGCUACUGCAGCCGGGGACACCGUGUGGUCGACUGCUCCUCACAAGGCCUAACCAAGCUACCGCCUGGUCUGCAGCACAACAUCCGCUUUCUCAACCUCUCAUUUAACAGUUUGCAUGGUUUGGACAGCCAACUAAGCCACUAUGUCCACCUGAGAACCCUGGACCUGUCCUACAACCGCUUGGUGAGCCUGCCCCCAGCAUUGCCACGGUCGUUGUGGGACAUUCGAGCAGCCGGGAACCAUCUACGCUCGCUGGACAAAAAUGACACGGCUUACCACUGGAAUCUGAAAAUACUGGACCUUUCAGACAAUGAGCUGGAGAGAGUGGUCUUCAUCAACAACACGCUGCCCAGUCUCCAAGCUCUCAACCUCAGUCACAACAGGUUUUGGACUGUGCCCACGAAUAUGCCGCACAACCUGGAGAGCAUUGACUUGUCACAUAACUACCUGGUGCAGAUCCUGCCUGGAUCACUGGAUCGACUGCCCAGGCUGGCUCAGUUCUACUUGCAUGCUAAUCGCUUCUCCUGGUUGCCUGAGGGGGUCUUUGACAAGCUGAUGGGGCUGGAGGUAAUAACUCUUGGGGAUAACCCCUGGGCUUGUGAAGAAGAGGAAAACAUAACAAGGCUCCUGAGAUGGGCUGAGCAGACCCGUUCAACCAUCUUUGGAUGCCCCUGUUAUACAAGACCCAUCUGUGGGCAAACCCAUCUGGCAAAACCAGGGAGGGAGUGGCACUCUGCGCUGUUCACAGAGCCACCUCUCUGGGUUAACAGUAGAGAAGGGCAUGACGGUCAAUCACCUGUAAGGACUGCUGAGGCCACAACAAGUUACCAGGUCAAAUCUGCGCUUUUUGAGACUGGAAUAUACCAGGACAAAAGAGGAGUUAAUGACUCUGGGGACCAUGGUGUACUUGUCUGGGCAUCCUCCACAGGUUUUGACAGUUUCUCCACACACACAAGCACAACAGCCCACCCACAGUCUUUAACAAAGAAGCCCAAAGUAGCUAAUUCAAAGAGCAAAGGCCACAGACAAUUCACCGAGACUCUGCCAACUGUCAUCUUAACUAUUUUAGUAAUGACAAUAUAUGUAUGCCCAGGUAGUUCCACUUAGCACCCCCAUUUUCAUUUUCCAUGUAACAACUGUUGCGACUGUUACUGCUUUCUCUCGACUGUCCUAAAGUUUAUUAUCAUUAAAGCUAGCUCAACACGUACAACAAAACACAUCUCUUAACUCCCUGUACACAAAGAUGCACUGUAUAAACCUCAAGACAGAAAAUGUCUUAAAAUUCUGAAUACAUAAUUCAACUGGUAUUGUCAAUGUUCAGCGCUCAGUAUUGUGCACACCGACAGACUGCUUUGCUCGAUGCUCUCUUCAUAAUACCGAUGCUUAUGCUGCUGCACUGUUCAAAAUAGGAUUUACAGUAUACAUUAUAUAACAUACCUCAAUCUGUCAACAACACUGUCACUGAGUGGUGAGUACAAGAACAUUUCUUCACAACAAAAAAAGGUACCAGUAAAGGGCUAGUUAAACACAAGAAGUCAAAUAACAUUAGAAAUUAACUGAAUAGUUACAGGUGUUCCUGUCUGCAAGAAAGUAAGAGAAAUGCCAUGAACGACAACAGUACAACGCAAUGACAAUAUUUAUAGUAAGAGCAUGCAGAAAAAAAAAACUACAGUCCAAGAAAAACCAGAGCACAAGAUACAAUCAAGAAACUUUCAACAAAAACAUAACUGUUUUGUAUUCUGUCAAAGAUACUCCAGAAAAGAUCUGAUAAAUCAUAUCUUUGUUGUCUGUGCUGCUUUUUUUGCAACACCAUUAAACAGUCCAUUCAACACUGGGCUGACAACAUAUUUAGCAUUCUGGUACCCUAACUGACAGACCUCUCUUGAACGCAUCAACUGCAGUAGUAUUGGCAUCAGACAGCAAUAGAAAGUGUGGCCUGGUUUGCUCUGGAGUUGGAUGGCUGACCUUGUUAGCA